GCUAUAGAGCGAGUUAGGAGAGUGUUUUGAUGAGGGGGUGACAGGAGUUCCGUUAGCCUCGGUGGCUAAUGCUAAACACAAACAGUGACGUGUAGCCGCCAGGCUAACACUGCUGUAGCGGGGAAACUAGCACCAAGGAGCCGUUUAGGUGACCGCGGCCGACACCUUCUGUUAAAGUGGUGAUAAUAAACAGCUCUUCUGCUGAAUAAUACUCCUCAUGUCGGAGCUCCACAGACAGGCAACAAUGAAGAGGAGCCGGCACCUCAGCAGCAGUGACGACUCGGAUGAUGCAAGUAACUCGACCAGCUGGUCCCAACAUUCAUCACAGCACAGGAGGGGGACCGGCCAGAAACCCUCCGAGGUUUUUAGGACGGAUUUGAUCACAGCCAUGAAAGUGCACGACUCGCACCAGCUGAACCCCGAGGACUACUACGUUCUGGCCGACCCGUGGCGGCAGGAGUGGGAGAAGGGGGUGCAGGUUCCCGUCAGCCCCCAGUCCAUCCCGCAGCCCGUUACCAGUGUGUUGGCAGAGAAAGGGAAGGAAGUGAUGUUCGUCAGGCCAAAGAAGUUGAUCCGAACAUCGGGGACGGAGGCGCUGGGCUACGUGGACAUCCGGACGCUAGCGGAGGGGACGUGUCGCUACGACCUGAACGGCGAAGACGUGGCCUGGCUGCAGAUCAUAAACAAGGAGUUUGCAGAGAUGGCCAUGCCGCAGCUGGACGAGAUCACGCUGGAGCGGGUGAUGGAGGAGUUUGAACGCUGCUGCCAUGACAACAUGUCGCACGCCGUGGAGACGGAGGAAGGGCUGGGCAUCGAGUACGACGAGGACGUGGUCUGUGACGUCUGCCAGUCGCCGGACGGGGAGGAUAACAACGAGAUGGUGUUCUGCGAUAAGUGCAACAUCUGCGUUCACCAGGCCUGUUACGGCAUCCAGAAGGUCCCCAAAGGGAGCUGGCUGUGCCGGAUCUGCGCUCUGGGCAUCCUCCCAAAGUGCCAGCUGUGUCCCAAGAAGGGCGGAGCGAUGAAACCGACGCGGAGCGGGACCAAGUGGGUCCACGUGAGCUGUGCCUUGUGGAUCCCAGAGGUGAGCAUCGGGAACCCGGAGAAGAUGGAGCCAAUCACUAAUGUGUCCCACAUUCCCAGCAACAGAUGGGCUCUGAUCUGCUGCCUGUGCAAAGAGAAGACGGGAGCCUGCAUACAGUGCUCAGCGAAGAACUGCCGGAUAGCUUUCCACGUGACGUGUGGCCUCCACGCCAGCCUGGAAAUGAACACCAUCCUCACAGACGACGACGAGGUCAAGUUCAAGUCGUACUGCCCCAAACACUCGGGGCUGGAGGGAGCCGAGGCCCGGCCCCGGGACUCGGGAGACGAGGAGGAGGAGGAGGAGGAGGAGAAGGAGAAGGAGAAGGAGGAGGCCAGAGACAAGAAGGGAAGACGGAGAGGCAGGGUCAAAGUGGAGGAGGAGGCUGCCUGCUAUCCUUCCUCCUCCUACGUCGUCCCUCAGUUCUCCGACAAAGUGUCCAGCGACCAGGAGGCGCUCACUAGCCGCCAGCAGGAGAAGAAAACCAACCUGCGCAAGCUGAAGCUGCAGGAGAUGGAGGAGGAGUUCUACCACUUCGUGAGCGUGGAGGAGGUGUGUGGGAGCCUGAAGCUGCCGGCCGACGUGGUGGACUUCAUCUACCAGUACUGGAAACUGAAGCGCAAAGCCAACUUCAACCAGCCGCUGGUCACGCCCAAGAAGGACGAGGAGGAGAGCCUGGCCCGCCGCGAGCAGGAGGUGCUGCUGCGCCGCCUGCAGCUCUUCACCCACCUCCGGCAGGACCUGGAGAGGGUCCGUAACCUGACCUACAUGGUGAGCCGGAGGGAGAAGAUGAAGCGCUCGCUGUGGAAGGUCCAGGAGCAGAUCUUCCAGCACCAGGUCCGGCUGCUGGACCACGAGCUGCUCAACGGAGAUCCUUCCCCCGAGGAUCUGGAGAAGCUCUUCUCUCUGGGCUGGCUGGCGUCUCAGGCCCCGGCCGGCUCCUCCUGCAGCUUCUCUGAACUCAACACCAAACACGACUCCCCGAAGCCGGAAAGAAAAAAAAGCAGGGACAGAAAGAGCCUCUCCGACUCAUCGCACACUCACAAAGACAAUCAGAAGAAGCCGCUGGAGCUGAAGGAAAACAGAAGCUCUCGAGUCAAAGAGGCCGGGCCCGCGGAGACGGCGGGCCUUCCCAGAAUCCCCGGCUCCGGCACCAACCUGGAGGUGGCGCUCCUAAAGCUUCAGAAGCCAGAAGUCUUUCAGGACACUACUGCUGCCAGGCUGCACAAACCCGAGAGCAGGAAAGGCUCCAAACGGGAGGCCUCGGGACCCGAACAGGAAGCACUAGCCAGACGGAAAGCAGAGCACGAGCAGGACGACAGAGGGAGGAAGAGGAGGAGCGAGGUCACGGAAAGCUGCACCAAUCAGGUGAAGAACAGGUUCGGGUCAAAACACCUGGAGAAAACUGUCUCUAUCCGACUAGUGGAUAUCAGAAACUCUGACCCGGACGAGUAUUUCUUAGACGAAGGAACCGCCAAAAGAAACGCGGCGUCCCUGGAUCUGACGGCCAGCUCUAAGUUGAACAAAGUGGGCGUGGUUUCAGACAAGACCAGCUGUCUGAGGAGAGCUCCGAGCAACGGCCACGCCGCCGGACACCUGAAGAACUGGGGGAAGUUCCGGAUCCCCAAGCGCAGCGAGAAGCCGCUGAGCGUGACUCUGAAGCAGCACGAGGAGACGGAGCGACGCAAGCCUCCGCUCCGGCCGCUGUCCGGCCCGCCGGAGCUGCCGGAGCCGUCGUACCCGCGCACGCGGCUCCGCACGGGCACGGAGAACGACGGAUACUCGUCCGACUCCAAGGCCGGGGACGGGGAGCUGGAGCCCUGCUUGAAACGAUGCCACUCCCACGAGCUGAGGGGCGACGCGUCGCUGGGGCGGCGCUACGGCUCCGACAUCAUCCGCCGGGGCGUGCUGGCCUCCUGAUGGCGGAGCAAUAAGCUGCACUGUGUUAGUCAGGGGAGAGAAGAUGACACUUGCUCUUUGUACCUUUAUUUUUCUCUAGAAAUCAUAAAAUGGCUAGAAUAAAAAAACAAAGCUGAUAUUUAUUUUUAUUUGUAACAUAAUGUAAAACUGGGAUAUAUUUUUCUUUAUUUUGAGCUAGUUUUUAUCUUUUUUUUUCCCCCUCAAAGUAGAGAAUAAGAUGUCAAGUUGCCACUUAUAAACGCACGCUCAGAUAUUUACAAGCAGAAGCAUCAACUAGGGAAGGUGAUUGUUGCUUGGGACCAUGAGCUUGUGACGUCACGUGUGUGUGAUGAUAGUGUUUUAGUCGCCUGAGUCAGUUGCACUUCGCUGAAUCAGCUCAAACACAUAAUCCAGAGCCGGGCAGCAAAUAGGACUCAUUAGCUCUUUUUUUUUUCUUUUUUUUUUUUUUAAAUCAAGCUUCAUUGGAUGUUAACAGCCAAAAACACGCAAAGAAAACUGCCCUUUUAUUGCUAUUUAACCUCAUCAAGCUGCAGUUGUGAAACAUGGACUGGGAAUCUGCGAAGAAAAGGAGUCACGAAUGAUGAAUUUACUCAUCAGCACUUAAGUGUAAUUGAACUGCGAUCGUAUCCAUCAUGUGCCUAACUUUUAUUUGAAGCGUUUGCACUACGAGAGGACGGCACAGGUGUGAGGUAUGAGAAAAGUUAUUUUUACACUGAAAAAUGAAAACUUGCAUUUUGUACCCUCAGCCGCUGCUGUACUACUGUUAUGCAAGAUGUAUCUUUUUUGGUUCGUUGUCUUAAAGAGGAAUAAAAAAAACAAAC
Cololabis saira (Pacific saury) is the source of this 3822-nucleotide messenger RNA. RefSeq names its product jade family PHD finger 1 (gene jade1). The transcript has 11 exons. NCBI's taxonomy places the organism in Eukaryota, Metazoa, Chordata, Actinopteri, Beloniformes, Belonidae. The record is from RefSeq and is a predicted model, not a curated record. Gene Ontology annotation, biological process: regulation of transcription by RNA polymerase II. Gene Ontology annotation, cellular component: histone acetyltransferase complex. The coding region runs from base 218 to 3001 and encodes 927 amino acids.